UAAAAAAGUAAUCUGGCAACGUGCAUCGUUCCUCUAUCGUUUGGUUUUUUGUUAGUUGUAAGGAUACGAAAAUGGUUAAAUUAACUCCGGAUUUAAUAUUACAGUCGGCUCAAUAUAUUAAUCCCGUUCGAGACAGAGAGUUAGAUUUGAGAGGAUAUAAAAUACCAGUGAUUGAGAAUUUAGGAGCAACUCUUGAUCAGUUUGAUACAAUUGAUUUAUCAGAUAAUGACAUUAGAAAAUUAGAUGGCUUCCCAUUUUUACGCCGAUUGAAAUGUCUUUUGUUAAAUAAUAAUAGAAUAUGUCGAAUUGGUGAUAAUUUGCAAGAAUCACUUCCUAGUUUAGAGAGUUUGAUACUAUCCAAUAAUCACCUGCAAGAAUUAGGUGACAUUGAUACUUUGGCAAGUAUAAAGAAUUUAACCUAUUUGAGUUUGAUGAAAAAUCCUAUCACUACCAAGAAACAUUAUCGAUUAUAUAUAAUUCAUAAAAUUCCACAAGUUCGAGUAUUGGAUUUUAGGAAAGUAAAGAAAAAGGAGAGAGAUGCUGCAUCUCAAUUAUUCAAAGGAAAGAAAGGAAAACAGUUGGAAAAGGAAAUUGGAAAAAAAUCAAAAAUAUUUGUUCCUGGAGCUCCUUUACCUUCUGGCGUAGCAAAACAACCAUCUGGCGGUCCUGCACCUUCUGAUGUUGAAGCAAUAAAGAAUGCUAUUGACAAAGCUACAACACUGGAGGAAGUUGAAAGAUUAAAUCAGAUGCUAAAAUCUGGACAGAUUCCAGGCAAAGAACCAAAACCAAAUAAAGAGAAAGAUGAAAAGAACGAAGAGGAGGAGGAAGAAAUGGAUACAAGUGGUAUGACUAAUGGUACCUGAAAGACAAAAAUUGUAAUUUUAUAAUUUUCUUUUCACAAAUAUAUUAAAAGUAUAUAAACAUUAUUCUUUCUUACAUUGUAUACUUUAGUUAUUAACUGAUAAGAACAGAAUACAUUUCAAAUGUUAACAAGUUUAAUAACAUUCUUUGAAUAAAUAUCCUUUGAUCAAAGAAGCGUUGAGUGUGUUUUUGUAUAAUUUAAAAAAUUUUAAUAAUUUUUUUGCAUUAAUAUUUUUCAGCAUUUCAUAAAAAUUUACAGCUUUGAUAUAUUAAAAACUAAUAUGAAGUUUAUUCCAAGAAUGAAAGCUAGAUUUAUUUAGAAUCAUUUAUGUAAGCAAAAACAGAUAUUUAAAAAAAAUACAAAUAUUGAAAAUGAAGAAAAAAAGAUCAAGAUUUUUGAAGAAUAGAGAAUUUGAGGAGUAUCAGACUUCUUUCUACAAAUGCACAACUUAGUUCUAUCUGCUUUUUUUACAGUUUGAAACUAAUAAAAGCCAUAUAUUUCCAAAUCAAUAUAUUCCAUUUUGGAAAAAGAAUGCCAUGUAUUAUGUUUUUCUGAAAUAUAAGUGUUUUUAAUUAUUUUAAUUUGGAAAUAGAAAAUGAUAGAUAGGUAGAAAAUCAGAGAUACUUUGUAUAGAAGUAUUUACUUUUUUCUUUUAAAUAGUAAAAAAAAAAAAAAACUUGUAAAAUGUGUCAUGAAUAUGCACAGAGGGCAUAUAAUCUUUCCUCUUGCUCUAGCCAAAUGUAUGUGAGGUGCCCA
Centruroides sculpturatus (bark scorpion) is the source of this 1618-nucleotide messenger RNA. Its product is annotated as U2 small nuclear ribonucleoprotein A'-like. The transcript has 8 exons. Lineage: Eukaryota; Metazoa; Arthropoda; Arachnida; Scorpiones; Buthidae. Gene Ontology annotation, cellular component: U2 snRNP. Gene Ontology annotation, molecular function: U2 snRNA binding; protein binding. Gene Ontology annotation, biological process: mRNA splicing, via spliceosome. The record is from RefSeq and is a predicted model, not a curated record. Bases 72 to 863 code for a protein of 263 amino acids.